Molecule: messenger RNA, 2952 nt
Organism: Mycosarcoma maydis (corn smut)
Lineage: Eukaryota; Fungi; Basidiomycota; Ustilaginomycetes; Ustilaginales
Exons: 1
Coding region: 1-2952 (983 amino acids)
Biological process (GO): pericentric heterochromatin formation; lymphocyte proliferation; negative regulation of gene expression via chromosomal CpG island methylation
Cellular component (GO): nucleus; pericentric heterochromatin
Molecular function (GO): ATP binding; ATP-dependent chromatin remodeler activity; chromatin binding
Source: RefSeq, a predicted model, not a curated record
AUGGCGGCGCGAGUAAAGCAAAGGAGCAAUGGCUACUUGAAUGGCAAAAGCAAGGCUCCAAACCAUGACGAAGACGUUGACGGUUCGCAAGACGAAGAGCCCCUUCACGCAGCUACAUCUUCAGCCGCAUCCUCCAACAAUCGCGCUCCCAGUGACAAGAAGGGCACGGCUGCUCAGGAUGUAGACCCCUCUGUACACGAAGAGCGCUUCAACAAGCUCAAGUUCCUUCUACAACGCUCGAGUGUCUACUCCCGCAUCAUGGGAGAAAAAAUGGAAAAGGAGCGCAAAGCUCGUGCAGAAGCUGCUGCAAAGCAGGAAGUUCGCCGCGAAGCUGCAGCCGCAAAGGCGGACAACGCUCCCGCCGAUCUUCAGCCCUCUGCGACAACCCGCAAAACUCGUUCAGCUGCUCAAGCUGCCGAUGACAAGCCCUCUGCAUUCACCGCUCCAGAACUCAAGUCACGUCGUAAAGACAGCCGCAAACGCAAAACCGACAACUCUUAUGACGUAUCUAAUUACAUCGACGAGGACGACCUCAAACAGACCAAGCAACAAGCAGAGCACGCAAACAAAAAGGCAAAGACAGAAUCACCUGACAUGUCCGAGGCCAAGCAACACGCUGGCGCCACCGCCAACGAAAGCGGUCGUCGAAAACAACCAAAGCUCGUCACUGGGGCAAAGAUGCGCGAGUACCAGCUCGAUGGCCUGGAAUGGCUCAUCAGCCUUUACGAGAACGGCCUCAACGGAAUCCUCGCCGACGAGAUGGGCCUCGGAAAGACUCUUCAGACCAUCUCUUUCCUCGCCCAUCUCCGCGAAAAGGGCGUCUGGGGACCAUUUCUCAUUGUUGCUCCUCUCUCCACGAUCAACAACUGGGUCCUUGAAUUCGAACGUUUUACGCCCAACAUCCCCGCCAUCAUGUACCACGGCGAUCCCGAUACGCGCCGUGACCUGCGAGAUCAUCGCCUUUCGAUGCCUCGCGACAAGGAGAACCAGAAGGAUUUCCCCAUCGUCGUCACCAGUUAUGAACUCAUCAUCCGUGAUCGCAAGUGGCUGGCAAAUUAUCCUUGGAAGUUCAUCGUCGUCGACGAAGGCCACCGUCUCAAAAAUCUCAACUGUCGUCUUAUCCGAGAGCUCAAAACUUACCGCAGUGCUAAUCGUCUCAUUCUCUCUGGCACUCCCCUUCACAAUAACCUCGCCGAACUCUGGUCGCUGCUUAAUUUUAUCCUCCCCGACAUCUUCGACGAUCUGGCCACCUUCGAGACCUGGUUCGACUUUUCCGACAUUCACGACGAGCAAGGCCAGUCUCGUAUCCUCUCCAAGGAGAACAGCUCCCAGGUCAUCACACAGCUCCACGAGAUCCUCAAACCCUUCCUCCUCCGCCGUCUCAAGGUCGAUGUCGAGACCGACUUGCCCCCCAAGAAAGAAUAUCUUCUUUAUGCUCCCUUGACCGAACUCCAGAAAGAGCUCUACAAUGCGGUCGUCAACGGCGAAAUCCGCAGAUGGCUUCUCGAGCGAAAGACCGGUCUUCCUUGGGCUCAGAUUCAGGACAUCCUCGACGAUCCAGACGGCAUCAACACAGCAUCCUCUUCGGUCCCCACCACUCGUGUCGCUACGGCUGAGCAGAGUCGCGACCAUUCUCCACAUCCAUGGGCAGUUGCAAACAAGUGUAAGGACGUCCAUGCUAACCUCAACGUUGAUGACGACGAGGUCAACGAGUCAGCAUCUGACCGCAAUGGCUUUCAUAAGCGUGGCACCAAAUUAUCACCAAGUCGCUCGGCCGCUUCCCACACGGUGGAUAACGAUCAAACUUCCUCAGGCGCCUCGACCCCACGUCGUCGGACCAGCCGACGAGCCAAGCAUGGCGUUGACUACCAGGCCGAUGAGAUGACCGACAAUUGCUACUUUGACCGGCUCGAAAAGCAGCUCAAUACCGGUCCAAAGCCGCUUUCUGCCGCACAAGCCGAACGUCAGGCCAAGCUCUACUCGGUUCGUGAAGCGCAAAAGCAAAUCAAAAAUAUGCACCUCGAUAACACUGUCAUGCAGGCUCGCAAAAUUUGCAAUCAUCCUUUCCUGUUCGACUGGCCGGUCGACAAGGAAUCAGGAACACUGGUCGUCAACAAGGACCUUAUCAACGCGUCGGGUAAGAUGCUAAUGCUGAACCGAUUGCUAGACGAACUCUUUCAUCGCGGACACAAGGUUCUGAUCUUCAGCCAGUUUACCACCAUGCUUGACAUUAUCGAGGACUGGGCCAACGAAUUCAAACGUCUACGCACGUGCCGAAUCGAUGGAACCACACCCCAGGACGAGCGGCGUGCGCAGAUGAAGUCGUUCAACGAAGACAAAGGUCGCGACGCAUGCAAUCUUUUCCUGCUCAGUACGCGUGCAGGUGGUCUUGGGAUUAACCUCGUUGCUGCCGAUACCGUCAUCUUUUAUGACUCUGAUUGGAACCCACAAAUGGACCUCCAGGCCCAAGACCGUGUCCACCGCAUUGGCCAAACGCGGCCCUGUCUCAUCUUCCGUCUUGUUUCUGCUAGCACUGUUGAGGAGCGCAUCCUCCGACGUGCAGGCAACAAACGAAAGCUCGAAGCGCUCGUCAUCCAACAGGGCAAAUUCCGACUUCCCGCCGGCUACCAAUCUUCGCUAGGAGGUGGCAAGAAGAAAACCGAGGAUGAGUUGCGCGAUAUCGCAAGCCAGCUGUUGGCGUUGGAAUCGGAACAGGUGAAAUUGGUCAAGGAUGAGAACGAUCAGAUCAUCACGGAUCAUGAAUUGGAUCUCUUGCUCGACCGUUCGCCCGCCGCCUACCAGAGAAAGAUGGGCUGGGUGUCGAAUGCGCAUGCUGACGAUCCAAAGAAGCCCGGUAAGAAGUCAGCCCCAGGUAGGAGCGCGUUCGAGGUCACAGAGACCAAGACAGACGAAGCGAAUGAGGAGAUUGCCAAGUUACUGGCUAGCAACUAG